AUGCUGCCAAAAGAAGCAUUACUAGAAAAAUAUGAUCCGGUGCAGGUUGGAUACUUGUCGGAGCAAUGUAUAUCUGUAGAUGAAAAUGACAAUGUCGUAGGAGGAGUGGCUAAAGGUGAUGCCCACCGAGUUGAUACACUGGGUCUUCACCGAGCGUUCAGCCUUUUCGCUUUCACCCCGGAGAAGAAAUUGAUAUUGCAGAGAAGAAGCGCGGAGAAGAUCACUUUUCCACUUUUGUGGGCUAAUACUUGCUGCAGCCAUCCACUUUUUACGGAUGUAGAACUCAAUGGCGGUCCUGGUGCCGUUGCAGCAGCAGUUAGGAAGGUUGAGCACGAACUGGGUGUCACGGAUUUGAAACCAGAAGAGUGCCGUGUGAUGGGAAGGUUUCUCUACAAGGCUGUUAUGGAAAAUUCCUUAUGGGGUGAGCACGAGCUCGAUUAUGUUGUGGUUGCGCGUGAUCUGUCGCCUAGCCGUCUCACGCCAAAUCCAUCCGAAGUGAGUGAUGUUAGAAUAGUUGACAAGCAGGAGCUGGCAGAAUGGGUAUCGAGAGAACCGUCAUCGUUUUCACCAUGGUUCCUUCUUUUCUAUCGACUGCGGUAUUUGUCAGAGUGGUGGUCAAAGCUUGACCGAAUAGAAUCCUAUCCUGUUGAUAUGAACAUCGUGCGAAUGAAUUGA
Messenger RNA from Haemonchus placei, 675 nucleotides. NCBI's taxonomy places the organism in Eukaryota, Metazoa, Nematoda, Chromadorea, Rhabditida, Trichostrongylidae. The record is from the annotation of a GenBank genome assembly.